This is a messenger RNA of Aegilops tauschii subsp. strangulata, 1879 nucleotides long. The record is from RefSeq and is a predicted model, not a curated record. NCBI's taxonomy places the organism in Eukaryota, Viridiplantae, Streptophyta, Magnoliopsida, Poales, Poaceae.
AUAUAUGCAGCAUGACAUGGUAAUCUCCAUAUUCAUAAUUUACAUGUUCUAGGUUUCAUGCAUUUUCAUUUACUAUUUUCCUAAUUAUCUUUAUUACAGAUUAAACUUCCAAUAAAUGCCAAUAACACACAUUGGUAUUUAGCUGUUGUGAAUACAAAAAAAUGUGAGGUUCAAGUUCUAGACUCCUUGUGCUGGAAUUCUGGCAGAGAUGAUCUUGCUAAUACGCUACGAGGAAUACAAUUUCAUUUGGACCUUCUUAAAAGUCAAAAGUUGGUAAGCGACGAUUGGAAAGACGUUGAUCUUACUGAAUGGAAGAUCAUAGAACAAUUACAAAAGGCAAUUCAAAAAGAUAGUUCUUCAUGUGGUUUAUUUAUGGUUAAAUUUAUGGAAUAUUUCACCGGAUGUGCACUAUCCUACCCAAUUACACAGGUAUAUAUCUUUUUUUAAUAAAAAGUAUGUUACUUUUACAAAAAGUACUUUUUAAAUAUACUAAUAAUUGUUCGUGUUGCACAGGAAAUGAUUACUUCUUUUAGGUUUAAGUUAGCCAGCAUACUAUUAUGUUGGAAAACAAACACUGCAGCAAUGACUACAAUCGUUGAAGAAAGUGACGAUGACAGCAAGGGAGAUCCUGAUGAUGUUCAAAUAUUGGAAAGUUUAGAUGAUAUAAAAAAACAAAAACAAAAAUCCCAUUAUAUGUUGAAAAUAAAUACAGAUCACUAAUAUCAAUUCUUUCUAAUAUGACCUUACAUGAGUUAAUAGCUGGACUCUAUAGCUUCAUUAAAUCAAUUAAUUACACCGAGAUUUUAGAGAAAGUAUGGAUCCGAAGUUCAAAACCAUAUCCAAUUAGCUUGUCUCUCAGAAAACUACAAGGAUUGCUAAAGGAUGAUUUACCCAUGGACCGUGAUUGCUUUAAUUUGAUCGUACGGAAGAUUAUGUUGGAUGACAUCCAAACAUCACAAAAAACAAAGCAACUGAUAGCAAAGCAUUAUCUCGACAUGAAAUUUUGGAUGACUACUGAUUUUGGAAGGCACCCAGAUUUUCGUAAAAAGUUAGAUGUGGAGCAACUAGCAAAUUCUGUUCGUAGUUGGCCUGGUAUCAAAUAUAAUGUUUCAACAUGCAAAUCGAUCCAUAUUCCAGUACAAUGCAUUGAUGAAUUCAUUCUAUUCACAUUGGAUCAAGAUACGAGAACAGUGUACAUUUUGGACCCUACUCCUAUUAAUCCAAUGUACCGAUACAACCCACUCGCAAAAUAUGUGAAAAAAAUUAUAUGGAUUUCCGAACAUUUACCGAAAGCAAUGUCAAAAGCAUGCCCUGGGUCUAGAUGGAACGAGGAUAUUCUCUUAUGGCAUCAUAGAAUCCUAGAUGAUAUUCCAGUUUACAACAGGGAACUGUCUGGUUAUCUUGUUCCCCUAUUCAUGUCCACAUGGGAAGACGAAAGACCACAUUUGCCAUUUUUAAAGGACAAUGAAUGUGAAGAUAACAUGCCUGCUGGUGUACUGGACUUCAUCAAUUGUAUUAGGAAAAUCCAAAGUUAAACGGGGAGCUCAAUCGGUGGAAGGUAAUUUGUCAGAGAGAUUUCUUGCAGCCAACAGUUAAUAGACAAUGAGCAGGGAGACGAUGAACAUGUAGAGAUGGAUUUUUUUCCUUUGAGAAAUUAAUAGUAGAUUUUGGUUUCUACUUAAGAUAUCCCUUACAUGUAUGUAGAAAACUUUUGAAGCUUGCCAGGAUAUACAUUUUUGGGGGUUGCCAAUUAUAAGAGAUGACGGAUUGCUUCAAAAUUCGAUGUUUGUGGGUUCAGACAUGACAAUACUGUGGAAAUCACAAAUAGUACAGAAUCGUGUACUCUGUUGAUUAAUAAUUAUUUUAUAGUUUGUUUCUA